Coffea arabica (coffee) is the source of this 1188-nucleotide messenger RNA. NCBI's taxonomy places the organism in Eukaryota, Viridiplantae, Streptophyta, Magnoliopsida, Gentianales, Rubiaceae. The record is from RefSeq and is a predicted model, not a curated record.
AUGGGGUCUGCCAUUCAUGAAGUCACUCCGGGUGUGGAGCAUCGGCAUUGUGUAAGGCAUCUACACAAUAACAUGAAAAAAUCGCAUCCAGGUGAAUCAAUAAAAGCAAGAUUUUGGACUUGUACAAGGUCAUCAUACAUGCGCAAAUUUGAGAGUGAGAUGGAUGCUUUAAACGAGUAUGACUACAAUACUCAUAAGUGGCUGGUGGACAAUACAAAUCCAAGACAAUGGUCAAGAUCACAUUUUAGAGAAACAACUAAGUGCGAUAUCCUACUGAAUAAUCUUUGUGAGAGUUUCAAUGCUGUGAUCUUGGAAGCUAGAGAGAAACCAAUCUUGGGUAUGUUGGAGACCCUUAGAAUUUACCUCAUGGAUAGGAUGCAGAUAAAAAGGGAAUGGAUGAAGAAGAGGACUGAUAUAAUAUGUCCAAAGAUUCAAAAAAAGCUUGAAAAGGCAAAAAAUGAGAUUGCCGCCAAUAUUGCUAGACACUCAGACGACAAAAGAUUCGAAGUGCAGCAUAUCUACGGUGGAACCUAUGUGGUUGAUGUCGAAAGAUGCACAUGCACGUGUAGAAAGUGGGAGCUCACGGAAUUGCCCUGUUGCCAUGAAGUUUGCCGUAUUUCACUAAUAAAUGCCACACCAGAGGACUACGUGCACAGCAGCUACUUGAGAGAGGCGUAUUUGGCCUCGUACGACCCAGCUAUUGCUCCAUUACCGGGAUCUAAUGCUUGGAGGGAUUCUGGUAAGAUCCCGAUCCUACCACUAAAGAAGUUGAGACUUCCUGCUGAGCAUUUAGUUGGCCAUGGCACUGGAAGGGGUCCUUCUCUCAGCAGCAACAAAUGCAGCAAAUGUCAUGUGGACGGUCACAAUCGAAGAACAUAUCCAACUAGUCAUCCCGAGGGCCACUCUGAUAUUGUAGGGACUGACUUAGACCAUAGCCAGGCUGCACAACUAAUGGAUGAACAACCUGUAGCGGGUGAACAACAAACAGGUGAAGGCUGCCAUGUGGACAUACAAGCUGUUGUUCAUGAAGAAAAUGUUUCAAGUGCACAUUUCACUGAAGUUGUUGAAUCGAAGAAGAAAAUCAAAUGCAGCUUCUGUCGAGCUCCAGGGCAUAAUAAAAAGACAUGUCCAACUAUACAAGCACAAGGUUGGAGAUUAAGGAAUGCAAAAAUGAAUACUUAUGGUUAG